AUGGAGCCAACAGUCAGAAUGAUUGAGAGGGUCAUGUACCCUCUGGCAGCAUUUGCAGAUGACUGUCCUUCACAAGAUUCAGGCUCGCAGUCGCAAAAGCCAACAACACCCAUUUCGCCAUGGCCCGAGUCGUAUCUCAACCCGAAAAACCGCAUCAAUUCUCUCACCGCUGUCACCAACCCUACUUGGUCGAUGCAUGGGGUCCAGGCAGACGGACACAGGCUCUUUGUUGUUCCUUCAUUUGCCGUUGGAAGACCGCCCUUGAGGAUCGACAUGUACCUGGCCGAGCAGUAUGAGUAUGAUAUGCCUUCCUCGCUUGUCGAAGUCCUUCAACCGGCCGCGUCAAUGCGCCUGAAGAGCCGACAGGUAGGAGGCACGCCGCUUUGCCAGCAUCUCCUUCGCGCACUUGAGCACUGGGAACGGAACAGUCGAGGUUUCGAGCAACAGUACUGGAGCAUGCCGUUCGGGAGUAUGAUUCUGGUCGAAAGUAUCGCUGCCGACGUGAGGCAGACAGUACUGCAUCUGGCGCCGCGGUACGACACAGAGCAGGCGUGGCUGUCGGUUGUCGAGCUCCGCGCCGCUUGGGGCACCGGCGUGGAUUUGGAUGACUCCGAAAUCAUCGAUCUCGGUGAGCUACAGCUGCUAGAACAACCACACGAAGCCAUCAGUAUUGUGGCGAUUCCUAAGCGGCAGGGGAGGCGCAAGUUGGUGUUCAAGGCGGUCUUGAACGACCUCAAGGCUAUGUACCACGAGCUCCGACUCUUACUGACGAUGGAACCGCACCCGAAUAUCAUCGCUCGUCCAUUAUACGUCGUCACCAAGAAGUGUCGUUUCGGUGGCAAGGUCGGGGUGUGCGGCUUCAUCCUGGAGUAUUAUUCCUAUGGGACGCUGCGCGACGCGCUUUGGCGGUCUGCGCGCUGCGCAUCCCAAGCGAAUGAGCUAACUAUAGAGACAAAGUUUCGCUGGGCGCGCGAAAUUAUCGAUGGGGUGAUCCAUAUUAACAAGCUGUGCGGGACCUACUACCCGGGGAUUAAGCACAUAAACAUCGUCAUGGGUCCCCGCAUAGAGCCCGCUGGCGGCGAGGACAACAGCCCGACUGAUAUCAAUAGCUUGUCCCCAGUCCUAAUAGACUUCGAGCAACGAACCGGCCGCUAUACCUGGGUCCCUCCCGAAAUAUACCACUUCAGCUCAGUCGAAUUCGUAGCCAACUCAGACCGCGCACCACGCGAGAUGCGGUCGAGGGCUGCCCGCCUGAUUGGUGCAUACGACGGGAGCUGGAUACCGGAUGGUCCUCAACAUAAGUUCGCGGUCCGCCCCGAGGGAUACAGUUCUGCUUGGAACGUGUUGUCAAUGAGAGAAUGCGAGGCCGCGCAGGUGUACAUGCUCGGAAAGUUGCUAUGGUACAUUUUCGAGGAACAAGGGUCAAUUAACAAUGGACUCAACUUGGAGACGUUCCGUGAGGAAGAGUGCGAUAUUGUGUUUCCUGAGUUUAGAACGACACCACAGCCUAUCCGAAAGAUCAUCAGCACGUGCACGCGAGGGGCCCCGGAAUGGUCAGGACGACUCCCAGCUGUUGUGAAGUUAAAAGGGAAGCUAUGGGCGCGGAAUAAGCUGACAGAUGUCAAUAAUCCAACGGGGACGUCAGAGGACACCCAAAAUGCUGCUAGAGAAUGGUGGGUGCAUGAGUUACAAACGGCGGAGUCAUUCCUAAUGGCGAGGAAGCGCGAGAAAGUUUUGAAAGGGGCGUUGGCAAGUGAUAAGAGCAUUUUGUCUUGUAUGAAGGGCCGGCCCACUUUCGGAGAGCUCCAGCAACUGCUUCAAGAAGCAGAAAACAGUCUUGUGGGAAAGUAG
Molecule: messenger RNA, 1851 nt
Organism: Diaporthe amygdali
Lineage: Eukaryota; Fungi; Ascomycota; Sordariomycetes; Diaporthales; Diaporthaceae
Exons: 2
Coding region: 1-1851 (616 amino acids)
Source: RefSeq, a predicted model, not a curated record